AUGCCGGUUACUAGAAGCCACAGUAGCCGGAAGGAAGAGUCCAGUACCGCCGAAUCAAGCACGGUCUGCACAAGCAACACCGCGACGACGACUACGACUACGGGAAGCGGUGCGACUGAGACAUCCGCCACGACCACGUCGGCAGCGAACGCAAGCGCUACCGGAUCAGAGCGCCCUGCGACGCCGCCACCUCAGGAAACGAGCGUGGUCACUGUGGUGCGUCAAGUCACAUCGCAGCCAGCUACCUUACGGCCCCGGUCACAUCACUCCAAAGCCUCCCGCAAGAGAUUCCUCGCGGAAUUGGAGGCUAAGGAGCGGUUGGCCGAGGCGCAACAGAAGGAAGCACAAGCCGCCGCCGAACUAGCGAAGGUGAAGCUCAUGCGGAUACAAGCGGAGGACUCGUCCGACGAGGAAGACGAAGACAUCGUCGACAAGAGCGAGCGCAUCGAGCAGUGGGUGCAGGAGCAAUCCUCUAAGCCCCCGCCCCCUGCUCUCGCUCUCACAGCGGGCCAUGCAAGAGGCUCGUCCCCCGUGAGGGGCCAGACACAGGCCCCUCCCACCCCGUGGAUACCUACGGAACCACCACGGGUCGUCGAGGCGCCGCAGCACGAAGAGCGCGCGCCUCCCGAGCGCCAACAAGAAAAGUCGUCGAGUGAAGACGUCACGCAGCUCGCCGCACUAUUCAAGAGUGUGCUGAGCGGUGGCGGCUACAGAGAGCCGCCACGGUACAUUCAAGAUCUACCUACGUUCAACGGAAACAGCAGCGAGUGGCUACCGUUUCGUGCGGCCUACCAUGAAACCGAGAAGUACUUCACGAAGAUAGAAAACGUCGCCCGCCUGAGAAAAAGCCUGCGUGGGGCCGCCCUCGACGCCGUCAGCUGUCUACUUAUCAGCGAUCCGAACCCUGUCGUCAUUAUACAGGGCUUGGAACGACGGUUCGGGCGGCCAGAAGCACUCAUACUCAACGAGCUCGACAAAGUGAAGAAACUACCGAAGCUAGCUGAGAGCCCACGUGACCUGUGCAUCUUUGCAAGCAAGCUGGCCAACAUCGUAGCUACGAUCGAAGCACUGAAGAAACCGCACUUCCUCUACAACCCGGAGAUCGAGCGCACUGCAAUAGAGAAACUCACACCGAUUCUUCGUGACAAAUGGUACGAGUACAACUUCACGCAACAUGGAGAAGAAGCGAACUUGAAGAAGCUGUCCACCUACCUGAACCACGAAGCGGACAAGUGCGGCCCAUACGCCGCGCUCGAGCAGAUCAACAACAGCGCACCUACACCCGUGAGUGCGAGGGAGAAAGCUGCGAAAAAGAAGACGGAACGUACCUACGCCGCCGAGAACACACACAAGGAAGAAGAGGACGGCUGCCCUAUGUGCAAACAGGCUCACAAGUUACCUGAAUGCACGAAGUUCAACGAGAAGACGACUGACGAGCGCUGGGAAAUAGCGAAGCAGAACAAGAUGUGCUUCCGCUGCCUACGUAGCACACAUCGCCGCUUCACGUGCAAAGCGAAGCCCUGCGGUGUCUCCGGCUGCAACCUGCGCCACCACAAGCUCCUACAUCAUGAAGCCGCGAAGAAAGAAGAGAAGCACGAAGAAGUCACCGCGUCCACGACAGAGAAGCCGACCGUCGCAGCGAACAAGAGCGAGCGCCGCCGCGCUUACUUGAAAAUAGCGCCCGUGGUACUUACUGGCCCUCACUCCAGUAUAGAAACCUACGCACUGUUCGACGAGGGAAGCACCAUCACGAUCAUCGACGCAGACGUGGCCAACACUCUCGGCCUCGACGGACCCACUGAUCCGAUGUGGGUGCAAGGAGUCAGCGGCAAAGAAGUUCGACACUCGAAGAGCAAGAAAGUCGACUUCACCAUACGGGGCAAGCACGCACAAGAAGAGUUCAAGCUUGAAGACGCACGCACAGUCGAGAAGCUCGACUUCAUCACUCAGACGGUGAAGAAAGAAGAAGUCGACGACUGCAGCCACCUGAGCGACAUCCAAGAAGAACUCGCCUACGAGGGGGCAUCGCCGAAGCUGCUCAUCGGCCAGGACAACUGGGACUUAAUUGUCUCGAGGGAAGUCCGAGACGGCCGCCGCGACCAGCCUGUGGCAUCUCGCACACAGCUCGGCUGGGUACUGCACGGCUGCCGCACCACACAGAGCAAACCAAUCAACUUCUGCGGACACGUCACGAGCGCUGAAGAAUCAAUGGAGAAAAUGAUGAAGCACUACUUCGAGCUGGAGUCCCUGGGCAUCGAAGCAAGAAAACCGACGACAGAUCCAGAAGAGCAAGCCACGAGAAAACUGGAAGAGGAAAGUCGCCGGCUGCCCGAUGGUCGCUUCGAAACUCGGUUGCUAUGGAAACAAGAAAAUGAGAAAAUACCUAACAACCGUCAAGAUGCACUGAAACGACUCUGCAGCCUCGAACGCAAGCUCGACCGUGACCCAGAACUCAAGAAGAAGUAUGAAGAGCGCAUGGAGAAUAUGCUGAAGUCCGGAUACGCCGAGCCCGCCACCACACUCCCGACGCAAGACAGAACGUGGUACCUGCCGCACUUCGCCGUCUGCAACCCCGAGAAGAAGAAGAUACGACUGGUGCACGACGCCGCAGCGAAGUCACAUGGACGCAGCUUGAACGACAUGCUGCUGACCGGCCCCGACCUGCUUCAGUCACUCCCUGGGGUGGUCAUGCGGUUCAGGCAGCACCCCUACGCAGUCAGCGCGGACAUCAAAGAGAUGUUCAUGCAGAUACGCAUCAAGGAGUGCGACCGAGACGCGCUGCGCUUCCUCUGGCGCGGCAACCGGCGGGAGGGUACACCAGACGAGUACCGCAUGACGUCCGUCAUCUUCGGCGCAUCAUCAUCACCGUGCACAGCACUCUUCAUCAAGAACAGAAACGCCAGAGACUUCGCCGACACGCACCCCGAGGCCGUCCGAGCAAUCGAGAAGAACCACUACAUGGACGACUACCUGCAAAGCUUCACGUCGGUGGAGGAGGCCCAGCACGUCACGAAGACAGUCAACGAGAUACAUCGACAAGCGGGCUUCGAACUACGCGGAUGGGCAUCGAACGAGCGACGAGUACUACGCGAUCUCGUCACCGACGCCGAGACAGCUACGAUCGACAUCGGCGGGAGCGAAAUAGAGAAGACACUCGGCCUCAUGUGGCACGUACACGAAGACAAUCUCGGCUUUCGUCUUAACACUCAUAAGACGCCGGCUGAGGUGCUACGAGGGGACCGUCCGCCGUCGAAGAGAGAAGCACUCAGCGUGAUCAUGUCGCUCUACGACCCGCUCGGCUGGAUCUCGCCCGUGACUACGCCGGCCAAGAGAAUAAUGCAAGACUCAUGGCGCUACGGGACCAGCUGGGACGACCCUAUCCCCGAGGAACUACAGAGCAGAUGGCACAACUGGCUGUCCAACCUACGAGCGCUACGAGAGCUACGAAUUCCGAGGUGCUACGACUACGAGCCGACUGCUACGCGAGAACUACACACAUUCGUCGAUGCAAGUGAAGAGGCAUAUGUCGCAGCCGCCUACUGGAGAAUACAACGAGCAGACGGCAGCGUGAAGAUCACACUAGCCAUGGCGAAGAGCAGAGUGGCACCAAUCAAGCCUACGUCGAUACCGCGGCUGGAACUACAGGCUGCGGUACUCGGGACUCGCAUCUCGAACACAACUCGAUCAGAACACGAUUAUGAAGACAUCACGAGAAGAGUGUUCUGGAGCGACUCACGGACGGUGCUGGCGUGGAUACGUGCUGAGCCACGCACAUUCAAGACCUUCGUCGCUCACAGGCUCGCUGAAAUAGAAGAGUCAACGAAGAAAAGCGAGUGGAGAUGGGUACCUACCGCUGAAAAUGUCGCCGACGACGCAACUCGAGCCACGCCGCACGACUUCGACGCGCAACACCGCUGGUUCAACGGGCCCGAGUUCCUGCGGCACGCUGAAGAACACUGGCCCACGGAGAACAGGGAAGAAGUACCCAAGACCGGCGAGGAGAAGGAGAGCUGCGCCGUCGUGUCGCUCGGACACGCCCACCUGCCGGACAUCGAGCGAUUCUCGAGGUGGACACGACUCAUACGUGUUACCGCUCGAGUACUACAGUUCGUCAGCCUGUGUCGUGCCAACAAGCACGCCACUCACGCCGCACGACGCAAGAGAACAAGAGAAAACGCACCUCAAGACGGCGAGUGGAAGAACACAGCAAGAGCACCGACAACGAACACGAAAAAGAAGCACGAAAACACUCCACGAAGAAAAUACAAGACAGUCGCGGCGGAACACCUAAUUCACGCCGAGCGACUAUGGAUCGAGUUUUCACAACGAGAAUGCUUCGAGUUCGCGCACACUGGUACCGAAAAGCUGAAAAGCUUAAGUACCUACACCGAUGACUACGGGAUACUUCGCCUGAAGGGACGCAUCGCUGCCACCGACGCCAUCAAUGAAGAGACGGCGAACCCAGCUGUGCUAGAUGGAAAGCACAGAUACACGAGGCUGUACAUCCAACAUGUACACGAACAGCUGCACCACGGCGGGACUGAAAUAGUCGUGAAUGAAUUACGACAACGGCUGUGGAUAAUCAAGAUAAGACCGACUGUGAAGAAUGUCGUGAAGUCGUGUCUCACCUGCAGAAUGAAGAAAGCGAAGCCGUCCAGCCCCGCCACCGGAGACCUGCCUGCAGCACGCCUGGCCCACCAUGUCAGACCGUUCACCUACACGGGUCUAGACUACUUUGGCCCGCUCGAGGUGACUGUGGGCCGACACCGAGAGAAGAGAUACGUCGCACUCUACACCUGCAUGACUACGAGGGCUGUGCACCUGGAGGUAGCGGCCUCACUCAGCGCGGACUCCACCAUCGCUACGCUGCGCCGCCUGAUAGCCAGGCGCGGCUGUCCGACCGAGCUGUGGAGCGACAACGCAACGGGCUUCAAGGCUGCCGACAAGGAGCUCACCGAGGCCGCCUCGGAGGCCCUGCAGGAGGAAGCUGCGCGCCGACACAUCAUGUGGCGCUUCAUACCGCCCGCCUCACCAUUCAUGGGCGGGGCGUGGGAGCGGAUGGUGCGCACGGUGAAGGAUGCCCUGCGAGCGACGCUGCACGAGAAGUACCCCAGCGACGAGACACUCAGCACCCUGCUGGCUGAGGUGGAGAGCACCGUGAACUCCCGCCCACUCACUCACGUGGCGGUGAGUCCGGACGACCCCGUGGCUCUCACACCGAACCUGCUGCUCAUCGGGCCCAACUGCCACGUGCCGACGCCGGGGACCUUCAGUGAAGAGGACGACCACGCACGACAGCACUGGAGACGAGCUCAACGGCUGGCAGACGUCUUCUGGCAGAGGUGGAUGCAGGAGUACCUACCGCUACUCCAACACCGGCGGGAGCCUCACAGCACCGGCAGCCAACCGAAGAUCGGCGACCUGGUCAUCGUGUGCGACUCCAACAACCCGCGCAACACCUGGCCCCGAGGACGAGUCACAGCUGUCCAUCCAGGGAAGGACAACAUCGUGCGAGUCGUCGACAUCACUACGAGCAACGGGCACGUGCUGCGUCGACCAACGAAGAGGAUCGUCGUGCUGCCAAUAGAAUCGCAAGAUAGCGACGGCGGGAGAAUGUUCACGACGAAAAUACCUAGGCUAAGAAGAUUAGAUUAA
Molecule: messenger RNA, 5655 nt
Organism: Plutella xylostella (diamondback moth)
Lineage: Eukaryota; Metazoa; Arthropoda; Insecta; Lepidoptera; Plutellidae
Biological process (GO): DNA integration
Molecular function (GO): nucleic acid binding
Source: RefSeq, a predicted model, not a curated record